AUGGAUCGGCAAGGGGCCUGCCAGCGACCUACUGCGGAGUCUUCGCAUGGUCACUGGUGCCCCGUUGAUGUAGAUGAAGCUAACAUGAUGCCGGAGUUGCCUAAUACCGCAUUGAGUGACGCUGCACACGGCCUUGAUACUUCUAGGCAGCUUUCUUCGAUCCCUCGUACGGAGCAAGGAGAGAAGUGGACAUACCCUUCUGCUAUGCAGUUCUACAACGCCCUGAUGCUAAAGCGUAAGACCACUCCUGAUGAGGCUGCGUAUAUGCGUGACGCGGUUAUGGCGCACAACGCAGUGAAUGAGCGCACAUGGGAUAAGGUGCUAGAAUGGGAACGUAUGCAUGCCAGCACCUGUGCCAACCCACAAUUGCGCCGUUUCGUCGGCCGGUAUGGAAAAGAGUCACCUAGAUCAUUUCUACAUCGUUUUAUUUGGGGUAUGGGUAAGCCAUUCGAUCGUCACGAUUGGUUCGUGAACCGUUGCGGGCAUGAUGUGCGUUACAUCAUCGACUAUUACGACGACCCCAAAGCAGGUGACGACGUACAAGUGUACAUCGACGCUCGGCCUGCGUUAGAUAGCUUGGGUGCCUUAUACGAUCGCAUCAGGCGGUCAUUUAAGCGCCAACAACCUUAG
This is a messenger RNA of Babesia sp. Xinjiang, 630 nucleotides long. Its product is annotated as Cytochrome c-type heme lyase. Gene Ontology annotation, molecular function: holocytochrome-c synthase activity. The transcript is spliced from 4 exons. NCBI's taxonomy places the organism in Eukaryota, Apicomplexa, Aconoidasida, Piroplasmida, Babesiidae. Gene Ontology annotation, cellular component: mitochondrion. The coding region runs from base 1 to 630 and encodes 209 amino acids. The record is from RefSeq and is a predicted model, not a curated record.